Molecule: messenger RNA, 396 nt
Organism: Penicillium canariense
Lineage: Eukaryota; Fungi; Ascomycota; Eurotiomycetes; Eurotiales; Aspergillaceae
Exons: 1
Coding region: 1-396 (131 amino acids)
Source: RefSeq, a predicted model, not a curated record
AUGCCAUGCCAUGCUAUCUCCUCGCCCCACGCCCUCGGCGACGCCGACGCAAAGCGCCAGCGCCAGCGCCCGCGCCCGUGCCCACAUACUUUCGUGCUACCUGCCACGACACCAGACUCGUGUCGGUACCUGUCCAACCCGAGAGAGCGAGAGCGAGAUGCGCUGGUUCCUCCCUCCGGCACGAGCAUUGGUCAUCAUUCCUCGCUAUUGUCCUUAUUGUCUCGCUACGACCGGACAGUUUCAUGUCCCGGAUUACGAAUCACAUUUACAUUUACUAUGCCCCGGACGGGAGGCCCUAACCACGAGACAAUGGACAUGAACGUGAACAUGAACGUGAACGUGAACAUGAACAUGCCGGCCCUUCAUCUCGGCCAGCCGUUGACCUAUCAUGGCUAG